AUGAGAUUUCUCUUCUUGUCUUUUGCCGUGCUUCAAGCAGUGACGGCCCAUGACUUCAACAGAUUGGUUAAACAGCCGGAACAGCUGGUGGAUACAGAGGAAGCCCUGGACGAGGUACUCCUUACAAUGGUCCCGGACGAGAUCACGGAUUUCCCUGACACCAUGAAUCCAUCCAACGGAACACUCUUUCCCACCAACAUUACCACUGAAUUGCCAACAGACAUGCCUUCGGAAUCCGGUGUUCCUUCCAGUAUGCCAUCCACAUCCAUGAGUCCAACGGACACAAAGCCGUCAGCAUCACCUUCGUCGACUCCAUCGAGUUCGCCUUCGUCGUCGCCUUCAAGGUCCCCCACCAAUGCACCUUCAAGAUCGCCUUCAAGGGCGCCUUCGAGGCCCCCAUCAUCUAGUCCCUCAUCGUCACCAUCAUCCAGUCCGAGUGUUUCAGAUUCUCAGCCAUCAAGUAGUCCCACAGGGAGCCCUACGCCGGGAAGUGAGGAGUGUUGCUUAUGCCCGAAUUGUGAGUUGCCUGGUUCUCCCCUCAACAUCGUGAAAGAACCAACUGGAGCAAUCACUACAUGCCAAGGAGUAGAUGAACUUCUUCGCCUCAACCUUCCUGGUGCCUGUACCUGGGAUGGGACCAUUAAUGGAAUUGCUAUUGAUGGCUACUGUGAUUGCCCUGGAGCCACGGACCCUGAAAUCUGCCCAGGGGUUUGUCCAGGAGGCGCGCCACCUCCCAAUCCCAAUCUGAAUGUUGGCGGUUUGACUUGUUCGGAAUGGGAUUUUUGGGCCAUGCAUGCACUAACCCCACAAGCAUGUGAAAAUGUGGAAGGAAGUGCAGGUUGUUGUGGUUUAACACCCCCUCCGACAGGCACCCCUUCGGCGGCACCCACUGGAUUUCCCACAACGAUUGCCCCAACUGCUUCUCCGUCAGCCGCCCCAGUGGAAACGGAUGCACCUACAGCCGCCCCAGUGGAAACGGAUGCACCUACAGCCGCCCCAGUGGAGACUGAUCCACCUACAGCCGCCCCAGUGGAGACUGAUCCACCUACAGCCGCCCCCGUUGAGACUCGCACACCAACUGCAACACCAACCUUGAUUCUUCCACCUUCUGGAGUUGACACCAAUUUUGGCGGUCGCAGACGGAUACUGCGCAAUGAUCUCAAGAUGGAGCACACGGACUGCGAGCUAUGCCCUGGGGGCAGCAGAGUUGGUGCUCCUUCCAAGCUUGUGAAGGGUCCGUUGGGACAGGACUUGUCUUGUUUCGAGCUUUCCAUUUUCUAUGAAUUGUACGAUAGUGGUGAAGAUUGCGUUACAUUGGACGAAGAUCUGGUGAAAGCCAACAACUUCAAACCUGCUGUUCACUGUGAGUGCCCUGGCCUGAUUGAGUGA
Seminavis robusta is the source of this 1389-nucleotide messenger RNA. NCBI's taxonomy places the organism in Eukaryota, Bacillariophyta, Bacillariophyceae, Naviculales, Naviculaceae. The record is from the annotation of a GenBank genome assembly.